This is a messenger RNA of Dentiscutata erythropus, 597 nucleotides long. The record is from the annotation of a GenBank genome assembly. NCBI's taxonomy places the organism in Eukaryota, Fungi, Glomeromycota, Glomeromycetes, Diversisporales, Gigasporaceae.
AUGCAGUCUUUGAAAACAUUUAUUCACCACUCACAAUGUAUCAAUUAUUUUCAAAAUUACGCUUAUGUUACCCUAAUUUACGAUCAUUUUCAACUUAAUAAUCAUUCUAAUCUUGACAUAAUUUUUGAACCAGAACGUACAAUAAUUAAAGAAACCAAUUCUCCAACAUUAUCCAAUAUCACCAAUCAAAAAACUUUAAUUAUUGAAAUAUACCACCCAAAAACAAGUUCUAUUAAUAAUUCUUUUUCAAUAUCCAAUAAUAAUGUUGUGAUUUUAUUAAGAAAACUUGAUGAGGGUUUGGAAUGGUCAUCAUUAAAGUUUAAAUAUUAUCUGGAUGGGGAUAUGAAUGAAGAGGAAGAAAAAUGGUUUCUCACAAAUGAAAAUGUAAGAAAAUGCUCUGAGCUUGUAGAGAGACAAUCAAAUUGGUCCAAAGCUUCAUUAUCACCCGAAAUAGUAUCAACACAAGCUAUAAGAGAUAAAGAUGGGUUAAUUGUACGAAUUAAAAGUAAGCAACAACCUUCAAUUACUGGCGAAUCAUCAUUUUGUGGUAAUAAAGUGGAUCAAAUGAAAAAUAUCAAUCCACAAGAUCAAACAUAG